AUGGCUGCGCGAGAGUUCCCAACCAUCAAGGCAAUUAGGUCCUUUGUCAUUGGCGGUGUCGGAUCAGGCGGCGAUUAUCACAACGUUAAGGGUGGACACUGGCUGAUCGACUCACCCAUCUCAACGCCAUGUUCAAGAUGGGAGAAGUACAGGGCGUCGCGGACGAGCUGGGGCAUCAACGUGCUUGGCUCGUUCUUUGUUGAAAUUGAGGCCACCGAUGGUACCGUCGGUUUUGCGACAGGAUUUGGCGGCCCGCCGGCAUGCUGGCUAGUCCACCAGCACUUCGAACGCUUCCUGAUCGGCGCCGAUCCCCGUAACACGAACCACCUCUUCGAGCAAAUGUACCGCGCAUCCAUGUUCUACGGCCGCAAGGGGUUACCCGUUGCCGUCAUCUCCGUCAUCGACCUCGCUCUUUGGGACUUGCUGGGAAAGAUCCGCGGGGAGCCUGUUUACAAGCUCAUCGGCGGCAACACGAAGGACCGCAUCAAUUUCUACUGCACCGGGCCGGAGCCAACAGCCGCCAAGGCCAUGGGUUUCUGGGGCGCCAAGGUGCCGCUGCCCUACUGCCCCGAGGAAGGCCACGCGGGCCUCAAAAGGAAUGUCGAAUUCCUGCGCAAGCACCGCGAGUCGGUCGGGCCCGAUUUCCCGCUCAUGGUCGACUGCUACAUGUCGCUCAACGUGCCCUACACCAUCGAGAUUGCCAAGGCGUGCCAGGACCUCAACAUUAACUGGUGGGAGGAGUGCCUCAGCCCGGAUGACACGGAUGGGUUCGAGCAGAUCAAGCGGGCGCACCCGACCAUCAAGUUCACGACGGGUGAGCACGAGUACUCGCGGUACGGAUUCCGCAAGCUCAUCGAGGGCCGCAAUCUCGACAUCAUCCAGCCCGACGUCAUGUGGCUGGGCGGCAUGACGGAACUGCUUAAGGUGGCGGCCAUGGCGGCGGCCUACGACAUCCCCGUGGUCCCGCAUGCCAGUGGGCCGUACAGCUACCACUUCGUCAUCAGCCAGCCCAACACGCCAUUCCAGGAGUACCUGGCCAACUCGCCCGACGGCAAGAGUGUGUUGCCCGUGUUCGGCGAUCUGUUUGUUGACGAGCCCAUCCCGACCAAGGGGUUCCUGACCGCGGCCGACUUGGACAAGCCGGGUUUCGGGCUGACGCUGAACCCGGCGGCGAGGGCGAAGCUUAUCCCGAGCACUUACCUGCUGACGCUGCCCACAAACUCGCUGGGCGCGCCAGCAGUCAAUGGGACCGGGGUGAAUGGAACUGGGGUGAACGGUACUGAGGUGAAUGGUACGGAGCAUGUGGAGGAAAAUCCGAAGGCGGUCAAGCUCGGCGAGCUCAGCAGUACAUAG
Parathielavia appendiculata is the source of this 1353-nucleotide messenger RNA. Its product is annotated as enolase C-terminal domain-like protein. The transcript is spliced from 4 exons. The coding region runs from base 1 to 1353 and encodes 450 amino acids. Gene Ontology annotation, biological process: carbohydrate catabolic process. Lineage: Eukaryota; Fungi; Ascomycota; Sordariomycetes; Sordariales; Chaetomiaceae. The record is from RefSeq and is a predicted model, not a curated record. Gene Ontology annotation, molecular function: L-rhamnonate dehydratase activity; magnesium ion binding.